Molecule: messenger RNA, 339 nt
Organism: Penicillium taxi
Lineage: Eukaryota; Fungi; Ascomycota; Eurotiomycetes; Eurotiales; Aspergillaceae
Exons: 2
Coding region: 1-339 (112 amino acids)
Source: RefSeq, a predicted model, not a curated record
AUGGUGUUAUUUGGGGUUUACACCGUCGAGUUUGUAUGUGAAGCGGCUAACCAUGUAGCCAUUUACAUCGAAACCCAACCCAGAGCCGAUAGAGGGCGUCUGUACCAUGUCACCGGGGAUCUUUUCCACAGUACACUCUACGAUCCAAGACCUACUCAGAAAAUAUUUUUGAUUGGAUCUAUAUGCGAGCUGGAGUGCUGUCGAGCAGUAGGGCCGCUGCGAAUCCAGUUGACGUUGCGUGGAGAACAGUUGUAUCCUGAUACAUCUCUUUAUCAGUGCGGAGAAUGGGCUGAAGAUUUUAUGGCUCUAGCGUUUGAAAAGUGCAUCUUUCAAGAGUAA